Camellia sinensis is the source of this 1470-nucleotide messenger RNA. NCBI's taxonomy places the organism in Eukaryota, Viridiplantae, Streptophyta, Magnoliopsida, Ericales, Theaceae. The record is from RefSeq and is a predicted model, not a curated record.
AUGGCUGAAGGCAUCGUGUCAUCAUCAUCAGUACCACCAGCACAAGUAGGAGAAAUGAAGGUAGAAGACACAAUGCUGGAUGUUGGAAUGAGUUAUUUAAGUGAACUAGCACAGAGAUGCAUGGUUCAAGUCCAAUUCAGCAGAAGGAUUAAACUUUGUCGCCUCCAAUAUCUCAUGCGGGACUUAUGCUUGUUGAAAGCCCAAGAGGAGAAUUUUCUCAAGGUUGUUCGCGUUGAAGCCUUUGAUAAUCAACAGCUCAAGUGGGAGAACUCUGCCUCUUCAUCUUCAUCGUCACCAUGGACUAAAAUUCAUAAGCUUGCUGUGUACUAUUUUGGUGAUCAUGAUGCGAAUAAUAUAAGGCAAGAAUAUAUUAAUCUCAAAGAAUUAACUAAUCACCACCAUCUGCGGUCAUGCCAAUUUUACUUCUUUGGAAACGAUUUGGAAAUCUCUGGUUGGAAACAGAUAAAAUCACUUUUCAAGGGCUUCAAGUUGCUUAGAAUUUUAGAUGUGGAAGGAAUUUAUAUCGGAGUAAAAGGGAAAAGGAAGUUGCCAAGAGACAUAGGAAACCUCUUUCACUUGAGAUAUUUAAAUAUAAACGUGUCUUGGAUUGAAAGUGUGCCUUCUUCUAUAGGCAACUUGAGAUUCCUCCAAACCCUAGAUCUAAGGGUAUAUGCAGAUGAAGUUACAAUAGAAAUACCCAAUGUCCUGUGUACGUUGGAACAAUUGAGACAUCUAUAUCUAUGCUUUCCCAACCUGACAAAUCUUCGACAAGUUGAAGUUCUUUCGGAAGACCACAAAGACUUGGCAGUGAUCCUUAAAUCUCCAAUCCUCCUCAACAAUUCAAACAGCCUUCUUCUACCAUCUUUAUCCUUCUCGAUUGUUGGAGAAUUCAAAACGGAAGAAGAACAAAGCCUUUUAAGGAAGCUUUUAGGAUGCCACCAUCUUCGCAAAUUAUUUCUAGAUGGGUCCUUUAAUCGGGCUAAUAAAUUGCCAGACCAAUUCCCUCCAAAUCUCACCAAGUUAAGGUUGUGGGAUACUAAACUAGAUGAGGACCCAAUGCCAACAUUGGAGAAGUUGCCCAACUUAAGGAGUCUCUCCUUAGGUUUUAAUUCCUACAUUGGGAAUGAGAUGGUUUGUUCUUCUGGACCAUCCAGCAUCAGCGGUGGUGGAGGAGGAGGGGGCUAUGGCGGCUGUGAUAGUGGAGGUUUUCCGAAACUCAAAUCUUUAGCACUCGUGAAUAUUCGAAACUUGGAGGAGUGGAGGGUGGAACAAGGAGCCAUGCCCUGUCUCUUCCGUUUAGAUAUUUUCAAUUGCAAAAAAUUGAAGGAGAUUCCGGGCGGAUUGAGGUUCAUUACCACCCUCCGGGAAUUGGAGAUCACAAGGGUAUCUGAAGCACUCAGAGACAGGGUUAGAGAAGGAGGAGAGGACUUCGACAAAGUCAAGCACGUGCCUUCUAUUGAAAUUCAUUGA